AUGACAACAGUCGGUGGGAAUACGGAUGGAAAUAGUGUUGGGGAAUUAUGUGGAGGAGAUGACAACACUCUGGGAAUGUUCAUAAUGGGAUCUGGAAGGGAUCAGAAGGCUGAUUUGAGGAUUUCUGGGCAUACAGACAAGAAACGCUUCAACCGCCACCAGUCGGAUCGCUACAAGUGUGUCGAUCCGUCAUGGCGAAAACCAAAGGGCAUCGACAACCGCGUCCGUAGACGGUUCAGUGGCCAGGCUGCUAUGCCAAAGAUCGGUUACGGAAGCAACAAGAAGACCAGACACUUGACUCCCUCCGGCCACAAGGUCUUCCUCGUUCAGAACCCCAAAGAUGUCGAACUCCUGUUGAUGCACAACCGGACAUACGCUGCUGAGAUCGGACAUGCUGUUUCAUCAGGGAAGAGAAUCGACAUCAUCGCAAAGGCCAAGGCACUCGGUGUCAAAGUCACCAACCCCAAGGGCAGACUCACGACAGAGUCGUAG
This is a messenger RNA of Paracoccidioides lutzii Pb01, 492 nucleotides long. Its product is annotated as 60S ribosomal protein L32. Bases 1 to 492 code for a protein of 163 amino acids. The transcript has 3 exons. Gene Ontology annotation, biological process: translation. Gene Ontology annotation, cellular component: cytosolic large ribosomal subunit; ribosome. Gene Ontology annotation, molecular function: structural constituent of ribosome. The record is from RefSeq and is a predicted model, not a curated record.